Messenger RNA from Pseudocercospora fijiensis CIRAD86, 1368 nucleotides. RefSeq lists its product as uncharacterized. The transcript has a single exon. The record is from RefSeq and is a predicted model, not a curated record. NCBI's taxonomy places the organism in Eukaryota, Fungi, Ascomycota, Dothideomycetes, Mycosphaerellales, Mycosphaerellaceae. Gene Ontology annotation, molecular function: protein dimerization activity. The coding region runs from base 7 to 945 and encodes 312 amino acids.
UCCUUCAUGCUCCACCAGCCUUUCGAUCAGAUGCCCGACACAAUUGUCAGCGCAGACCCAUGGCGGCGCCUCCACAUCCACGAGCAGAUGACGCUCAAUCACUGGCAGCAAGGCCAUGACAUACCCAUACCCAACCUUCACGACGCAGAUUUCCGCAUCUUCCACGGUGACUAUGAGGACAGCAUGCACAAUGAUGGCGGUCCACUGAUUUCACCACCCAUGGGCUACGUCCCAGAGACCAGCUGGGCGUCAGAUGUCGAUAUGGGAUCACCAUCAACUGCAGCCUUUCCAGGCGACCCUUCAGACGCCUACCACACCACGCGACACACCGCGAACCACCACCUGCACAUACCUCCACGACACGAGCGGAUCACCUCUUCUGUACACAGCCCUCGCAGCUUAUACGGAGGCCUGAGCCCACACACCUCUUACGCGAAACUCCAAGAAACAUCCUCCUCCAUCAGAGAAGAGAGACCAAACCUCACCCGUUCCAUCACAGCCCCAGCAGCACCCGACCACCGACCGCGCAGGGCCCCCAACACUUCCGGCACCCCCUCAAUCAAGCGUUCCGGCAGCGAGGACGAAGACGACGAAUACGUCCCCAGCGAAGAAAUCAAACCCCGAGGCCGAAAACGUCAACGCAUCCCCCACACCGCCGUCGAACGCCGGUAUCGCGAGAACCUCAACGCCCAUCUCGACAAACUCCGGCAAACCGUCCCGUCCCUGGCAUCCAAGCGUUCGGCCGGAGCUUCCAAGCCCGGUGAUGGCCUGGGCGAAGGCGUCAAGCCUAGCAAAUGUGAGAUUCUGAACGGUGCGAUCGAACAUAUCGGUGCGUUGGGGAAGGAGAAUUCUGCGCUUCACACGGAGGUUCAGGCUCUGAGGUCGAGGUUGGAGGAUUUGGAGAGCUGGUGCGGCGGGGCGGCGGCGCAGGGUUAUGGGAAGUGAAUUUGUAGAAUGCUAUGUUUGGAUAUUCCGGCGGAAGGGUGGGUGGGCUUUGUGUGAGUGAGUGAGUCGGGCCUUUAGCGGGGGUGUUGUUGAAGAAAGGAGAUUUUGGAUAUGGAUAUGGGAUGGCGAGAUCUCGUUAGGUAACUUAACCUUACCUCCUUGCUGGGGAAAAUGAUGUUAUGAGGGAUGAUGGCGUUGGAAUUGGUUAUUAUUAGGUGGGGAAGGAUUCUGGAAUUUUUUUUUCUUCUUCUUUUCUAUGGAGAUACCCGAAAAUGCAUGCUUGUUCAUGUUCAGAUCUUGCUGUCUAUGUACCACUUUUUAUCUUCAUCGUACCUUACCUUGUGGUCAUAGUGAACACGUAUAGUAGUAGUACGAAUCGAAGAUAAAAGGUCGCCAGUUUCGUCAAUGAAAGGGCCUGGGAAG